UCUCGUAGCUAUUACUCAAUUAUAACAUUUCCCAGGAAUCCUUAGUAGAUGCAAUAUAGUGUAUUAAUUACAAUACAUACCGCAGUCGUAUUGGGUCGGUGAAGCGUAGGACUGAUGUAGACCAUCGAGUUCAGGAAAACAAAAAUUUCGCGGAAAGUCUCUACAAUAAGAUAUCUAGACACAAUUAAAGGAGGAUUGAUCGUUACAGUAAAAGAGAAAUUGCAAUCAUGCUUUCAAAUAUCCCAUGCAAAACGUUGGUAUUUCUGGCUUGUUUGGUGGCCACAUCCUCUGGUUUGCCAGUAAAUGACGCCGAGGUUGAUAAAUUACAGAAAAAAGUUGAAAAUAUGGAGAUGACUGUCAAAAAUCAACAAAAUAGCAUCCAAGGUUUGGAAAGCAAAUUUCAAAGUCAAGAAAGAAGAAUCCAAACACAAGAAAGCCAGACUCAAAAUCAGAGCAAGAUUAUUCAAGAUCAAGGAAAUGCGAUUAAAGAGCUUGAAAACGAAUAUAGAGGUAUUCUCGACUUCAUUCAUACAUCGCAUUAUGCGACGUGUGCAGUAUUGAAACGACAAUCAUCUUCAACCUCAAAUGGAAUGUACAAUCUGUACCCCACAAGCUCACGUUUGCCUGCCAGAGUCUACUGUGAUAUGACGUCAAAGGGUGGUGUUGGUGUGACAGUGAUUGCACAUGACAGUCAAUCGAGGACACUUGUGAAAGGAUACGAGGCCGCGGGUUCCUACAGGCGAAAUAUUACAUAUGAUAUCUCAAUGGAACAGAUUGUUGCCAUUAUGAAGCGGUCGAAGGGGUGCGAGCAGUAUAUAAAGUACGAGUGCUAUCGUAGUAUGCUGCUGAAAGAAUCUGACGGUUGGUGGGUAUCACGUCAAGGUUUAAGGAUGAAUUACUGGGGUGGAGCGCCAGUCGACAGUGGGAAAUGUGGCUGUUCGCAGGGACGUUGUGCCGGCUUGCGAGGUUGUAACUGUGACAAAAAUGAUGAUGAAUGGCGUCAAGACAGCGGAUACCUGACAGACAUGAGGACGCUGCCUGUUACUGAACUCAGAUUCGGAGACACUGGCGGAGGUCCAAGAAUAUCGUGGUGGAAAGAUGAAUCGGGCUAUCAUACAUUGGGAAAAUUGCGUUGCUGGGGUUAAGAUUUGAAAUACGAGACCAACAUAUUAAGAUUCUUGACUUUCUAUAUAUCAAACUGUUACUUUUUUUAUAGUGAUAUAAUUAGAUAUAGAAAUACGACAUAAAUCACAGUGUAUUCAACCGUUUAUUCAAUCGUGUAACAUUUGGUAAUUGUGUAGUUAACGAGGCUUUUCAACUAUGGUCUAGGUUGUUAUAAUUAAAAAGAAGAGCUUAAACACGUUUUCUGUAAAUUUGGUUUUAGAGAAUUUGUCUACACCGUGUUUAGUGUGAAGAAAUAAAACCGUGCCCUUUGGAA
Dendronephthya gigantea is the source of this 1438-nucleotide messenger RNA. Its product is annotated as neurexin-4-like. Bases 228 to 1145 code for a protein of 305 amino acids. The transcript is spliced from 4 exons. NCBI's taxonomy places the organism in Eukaryota, Metazoa, Cnidaria, Anthozoa, Malacalcyonacea, Nephtheidae. The record is from RefSeq and is a predicted model, not a curated record.